This is a messenger RNA of Ictalurus furcatus (blue catfish), 3412 nucleotides long. RefSeq names its product zinc finger protein 205-like. The coding region runs from base 940 to 1947 and encodes 335 amino acids. The transcript is spliced from 2 exons. NCBI's taxonomy places the organism in Eukaryota, Metazoa, Chordata, Actinopteri, Siluriformes, Ictaluridae. The record is from RefSeq and is a predicted model, not a curated record.
UUAACAAAGAAAUACAUAUAAUCGUUGAUGUAGUGAUGUUUUUUUUUGUUAGGACACAGCGCUAACAUGAACUAACACGUCUCAUGGAUGUUCUUAAACAUUAAAUAUAAUUAGAAACCGUUAAAAAAAAUAAAACACUCCAGAACUCGCGGUUAUAUGAAACGAAUUAAAUAAUUUAGGGAGUGGAGUUAUUACAUACGCACUGGCAACCCUGAGUCGGAUUUUAAACAGAUGUUUUUUUUUUUUGGGAACAAUUUGGCAACCCGUCCCGGUUUAGGAGCAGCGUUGUCCCGUUCAAGGCGACCGGCGAGAGGCCGUAUCCUAAAUGGCAAUCUACUCCUCAGGCACGCGCACUAUCGCUGUGAAUGAAUCAUGGCUUCUGCACCCUCAGUAGUACACUACAUAUUAAAAGCGGAGCGCUUUAGGAUUCGGCCGCGGUCUGUUGACUUUAGCCGGAGAUGGUUUUAGCUCGCAGUAAAUGAUUUUUUUUUUGGCUAAAAGUACACGUUUAGAUAUAUAUAUAUUUAAUCCCAGAAUAAUAAUUAAAAAGAGUUAAAUGUUUGUCGUGAGAAGCUGAAAAUAAUUUUCAACUAUUUAUUAUUUUUGUUUAGCCAAGCUAGCUUCGUGGUGAACUCGAUAUCAAUUUAGCCACACAACGCUAGCUAGCUAGUUUAGCUUGUAACGAUAACCGACUCUUUGAGAGAGCUCUUUUUCUUGAGUUUACUUGUGCUUCGUUUUCUGUGUUAUUAUAUGUGAGGAGAUUAAUGUUAAAAUCCUGACGUUUCAGUGUACUUUACUAAACAGCACGACUCGGGAAAGUGAAGCCUUUAAUUCUGGGUCCGAUUCGAUUCCGUCGCUGAUAGUGUGACGUCAUCAGCGGUAUUUGUGUGAAACCGGGACAUUACUGUUACCGCGGUGUGAAUUUAUUUAGCUUCGGCCAUGUCGAAGGUGGAGCGUCUGAACGCUCGGGUCAGUAAGCUGCUGACGGCGGCGGUGCAGGAGGUGCUGGAGGCCGUGAGGGAGACGGUGUCCGAGUACCAGGAGAAGACGGCUCGGACACAGCGGGAGAACGAGAGACUGAGGCGAAGGUUGCAGGAGCUCAUGUCCAACAGACACUCUGGUGCGGAGGACGUAGCGAGACCGACCGACUCGGAUUCGUUAUCAAGCGGUGUCGCUCAGAAGGAAGAUGAGCUCAAGCGGGAGACAGGGAGUGACCGAGACAGACUGAAACCCGGUCCUGCGGUUUCUCAGGUCGCGCAUUCGUCCUCGUCCCAGCCUCGCUUUGAAGCCUCCGAUCCAAAAGUCCCUUCGCUGUUCGGUGUCCGAGCCGAGGUUUCAGCGCCAGACUACGUUUCCUGUAACGCGCAGUCGCCUGAGCGAACGAACUGCGCCGCUACAGAUUUCACCCCGAGUGUGAUCAAAACCGAAACGGAAAACGAGGCGUAUCCCAGUUACGCUUCGCAGACUUACGCUUACCGGACGGAGCACAUGACUGCGCAGAGCACGCCGUCCCGCACCGCCGUCGUCCCGUUUGCGCAGUUCGACGGCUCUUUACAGAGACUCAUGACCGAGGACAUGGAGCAGAUCGGCGCCGUAUUAGACGGUGACCAACCGUUAAACGGUUUAUCAUACCGGAGGAGCGGGUGCAGCUUCCGGGUGCGGCUGGCGGAGAAGCGCUUCUGCUGCGCGCUCUGCGGCCGCACCUUUAGCCACGCCGGCGACUUUAAGAAGCACAAGCGCGUGCACACCGGCGAGAAGCCGUACCUGUGUACACUGUGCGGGAAACGCUUCAGCCAGUCGGGGUACCUGAAGAUCCAUCAGCGCUACCACACGGGAGAGAAACCGUACGCCUGCAGCACGUGCGGGAAACGUUUCAGCCACUCGAGCAAUUACAAAAAACACCAACAGACUCACGUGGCUCAGAGUCUGGGCAGUAAUUUAGUUUAAGAGAGUUUGUUUGGACAUUCGGAGAACCAUACGAUCCGGAGUUUGUUUUUUUUACUCGCAUGCUGGUUUUCUUCACGGCCACACUGCUUUUCAGAUUAUAACCACAAUGUGAGAAAUGCCAACAUUUUCUGAAAGUCUUUCUAAGAAAGACAAAAAUUUAGGCAAGUUGAUUUUUAAAAAAAUUCUUUUUGAGUUUUCUUUUAAAUUAUAUAUAUAUAUAUAUAUGUUCAAGUAUGUACAAUGAUUUCGUAAUAAAUUUUUCCUUUUGUUUUCACAGCCGGAUCGUGUGUGUUUUUAAACGAUUGAAUAAUACCGUUAAACUGUGAUAUAAACAAUGAGCUCAGACUGUGCAUUCAUCAGUAGAUCCAUACUCGCACAAUUAUUAUUAAAGGGGUCAUAUGAUGCUUUUUUUUUUUUUUAAGGUGUGUAAUAUAUCUUUGUGCAUGUAUAAGAUCUGCAAAGUUACAAAGCUUUGUACCUAACUAACUAACUAUAACAGAGAACACUGCUCCAGACCUGCCUAAAACACCUCGAUUGAGGUCCAGAUAUCAUUUCCGCAAAGGUCUGCGUCACAACUUGAAAUAUAUUGUGGCUUAAAGCCACUGUAAUUUAUUACAUUUUUAAUUAAUAAAAAUCUUUUAAAACUGUAUUUUAUGUCAUCGCUUCAGGACAUGACGUUGUUAAAGUGAAGAAGACAAACAAAAUCAUUAUAACGUCGUAUCGGAGUUCCUUAGAUGCCAAAGCUCGAUUACGUGAUUAAGGGGCGUUACAGUUCUGAUACACGCUUGAAGUUUUUGGCCAAUCAGAGCACUCUGGGAUUUUUGGAAGGAGGGGCUUUGGAGAAUCCAGAACUCAAAUCAGAGCGACUAGGAAUAGAGUUACUGUGAUAAUGUACAGUUUGUGAAAAAUUAUUAUUAUUUUUUUUUAAACAUUAAAGCAUGUUAACCUAUUCUAUUACACCCAAUAAACAAAAUUUUAAAAUCAUCAUACGACCUCUUUAAUGUUAAUAGCAGACACGUUAUCAGGGGAGGAAACUCGGAGAAACGGAGGUAUUGCCGUCUCUGUGACAGUUCUGACCGGUUUUAAAUAAAUAAACAAUAAACAUAGUGUGAUGAAGCUGAGUUACCGUUAACCGUUAAUAAUAAAGCUGAUUAUUUUCCUUAUAACUGCACAUCCCAACGUGUUUUAUUCCUCUUACUCCACAGCAAUCUGCCAACAAUUUUAUGCAGGUUCAAGCAAGUGAUCAGAUACGAAGCUCACAGGACAAAGAAAGGCCCUGAACAUGAAUGUGCUGUGCUUGCGCCAUGUAUUUACAGUCUUCGUUCAUUCACUCAUCCUUAGUUACUGCCUGGUCAGGGUUGCGGUCUUUUCAAUUUCGGGCAACAUUAAAGCACCUGGUGCUCUCAGGUGGAAACUGUCAUCUGAAUCCAGUGCACUGCCGAGUUCCUAAAGAAGUACCUCAACU